Molecule: messenger RNA, 2136 nt
Organism: Umbelopsis ramanniana AG
Lineage: Eukaryota; Fungi; Mucoromycota; Umbelopsidomycetes; Umbelopsidales; Umbelopsidaceae
Exons: 18
Coding region: 1-2136 (711 amino acids)
Biological process (GO): protein desumoylation
Cellular component (GO): cytoplasm; nucleus
Molecular function (GO): SUMO-specific endopeptidase activity
Source: RefSeq, a predicted model, not a curated record
AUGGAUUCCGAUGCGAAUCCGGAGGACGACGAAGUCAUACACAUUGCGACCAAUUCCUUCACUAAUGGCGCAAGACUUCAACCAACAACACUGCGAAAGCAAUUUAAACUGAUAGAGCAUCGGCGGAAAGUCAGGAAGGGAACACCUAUCCAUUUACCCUCUACCAACAAGACAGCGUCAGCGAGCCAAAAGCGACCCGCAACUAUAAGUAGCGGAUCUCAACUCCAUCCUUUGUUACCUGAAUCUAGCCGCACCACUCUUCUUCCUUCUAACCUUAACAAAAUUGUGGGGUCAACUUCCAAGCAUGCUGGUAAUGAAACCUCUGUUAAUUGGCGGCCUAGCUUCUCUCUUUCUGUUACAAAUGCGGAUGCUCCCAUGUCUCGAAAUACUAUUACGACGAAUAAGUUGGAUGAAACAAGCAACCACAGUAACGAAACAAGAAAGGCGAAAAGGAACUCAAUGGUGGAGAUAUCUAGUGAUGAGGAUGAUCGACCAGCACAAAAGGAUUUGCACACCUAUGGGAAGAAAAAUGUAGUUGAGAAGCCUAGUAUGCCAGUGAGGCGCAACUCUAUUAAGCGAAGAAACGGAGCAGAUGCUGGGCCAUCUGCUAUCUCAAUGUCCAAAAAACGACGAUCAAGUUGGGAUGUACGAAGCAUCGAAUCGAAGCAAGACCAAAGCAGCAUGUCGCGACAACCUGCUUCAGCAUCCAAUACCACGAGCGAUACUGUUAACAACGAUAUAGCAGUUUUACCAUCGCUUUCAUUAAGCAACAUAGUAUGCGACGGAAAAAGAGUUCCAAGCUCGCCUUCCCAAGUUCAGAAAAUGUUCAUCACCAAAAACAAUGAAAUAGCUCUAAGAUCUCAAAGCAAAGAAAACAAAUUUGAGAAAAAUGUACCUCGCCGUACUAUCCGUACACUGGAGUAUUACGCUGGAAAUUCGAGUGGAUUACAUAUGAAAUUGGAAGAUGAAACCAGAAUUACUGUUGUACUUUCACCAAUUAUAGAAGCAAAUGAAUUUACACGAUUUCUUACAUCCUUGAAACUGGAUAGCUUUUGCAUUGCGCCAUUUGAGAAGGCUGAAUGGGAGAAGAUUGUUGCUAGCGAAGGACUUCCAUUGUUCACAAACAAGCGAACACAUGAUGCUCAUAAAGAAGCCAAUUUGCCGGAGGAUAAUACAUCAAAAGAAGAGACCUUAUCUCAAGCUGUACUGCCUGAAAAUACUGGCGCUGAUGAAACAUUAUUUGUUUAUCCCUUUACUGGCUACGGAGGUAUCACUGUAUCAAAAGCUGACGAAGCGCGACUGGAUGAUGGUGAAUUUUUAAAUGAUAACAUAAUUGAUUUCUACAUGAAAUGGAUUUUGGACCAACUUCAUAACCGCGAUCCCGAACUAGCAAAGCAAGUCCACAUCUUUAACAGCUUCUUUUAUAAACGCUUAACUCAGCGUAACCGGAACUCAAGGAAGGAGGAAACUGUAUAUGACCGUGUCAAAAAAUGGACAGCAAAGAUGAACUUGUUCGAUAAAAGCUAUGUCUUUAUUCCCAUUAACGAGAAUUGGCACUGGUACUUAGCUAUAAUAUGCAAUUUGAAAAAGAUGAUACCACCUGAUGUAAUUGGAUCUGAAGAUGUGAAGGAGGAGGUACUGCUUGCCAAAGACACUGCCGCUGAUGCCUGCAAUAGCAAUCCAAACCUGGAGCAGAUUGGCAACGAACACACACGAUCACCAAUGGAUCUGGACAAGCCCAAUGAUACCCAGAUCCGACCUACAUCUCCCCCAGCUUCUGAAUCGGUUUAUGACUCGGUAAAGAGGCCCAAUUUGCGAUCUAGUGAUAGCCCAGACGACACAGGCUCUUCACCAAAUAGCCCUUGGAUAUUUUUGCUGGACUCUUUAGGAAACCGCCAUCCUAAAUCAUUUCAAUGCUUACAACAAUACCUAGCAGCCGAAGCGAAAGAAAGGAUGAACGUAGAUUUAGACCGAGCAGGCUUCUUCCUGUCAGAUCCGCGAAAAUACUUGACAUUGUUAUCUGGCAAGCGCGAUCAGCAGCAAGAAUGGGCACCAACAGAAGCGCACGACAAGCGCCAAAAAAUUCGGCAAGUCAUUCAUGAAACAGCUGAGCUACACAAAUCUAUGUCGAAAUAA